Messenger RNA from Coprinopsis cinerea okayama7#130, 2808 nucleotides. RefSeq lists its product as hypothetical. Gene Ontology annotation, cellular component: plasma membrane; cytosol; cytoplasm. The record is from RefSeq and is a predicted model, not a curated record. Lineage: Eukaryota; Fungi; Basidiomycota; Agaricomycetes; Agaricales; Psathyrellaceae. The transcript is spliced from 3 exons. Gene Ontology annotation, biological process: ubiquitin-dependent endocytosis. The coding region runs from base 1 to 2808 and encodes 935 amino acids. Gene Ontology annotation, molecular function: ubiquitin protein ligase binding; protein-macromolecule adaptor activity.
AUGUCGCCGCAAUCGUACCUGGACGCUCACCACGAGCAGCAUAAUGACAGUUCUAUAGCGACCACCAGCGCUACCAACGAGGCCUAUAAUAACAGCCUCCAACCAGAAGGAAGUGGCUCCGGGAUUACCGCAGAACAAGAACGAAGCAUGGGUCGUUUUGCUAUCCCAACGAGCUCAAGAUCUUCCAAAGACUCCACACUAAAGUCUUACAUCGACAUCGUCGUCGACUCACCCUAUUUGACCCUGAGAGGGACCGGUCCUGACGUCGAGGCGACUCACCUCACUGGUCAUGUCGUCCUCUUCCUUACAGAAGCCACAUCAAUGAAGGAGGUGUAUCUGGAGUUCAGAGGAAAGGCAAAGAUACCAGUUCCUGCCAGUGAAUCGCUAAUUGGCAACCCUUCCUCGAUGUUGGCAUACAACGUCUGCCACCACCGCUGGUCUUUCCUCGAACUUGGAACCGGUUCAAAACACGUGGGAACACGCACCCUGAAAGCUGGCCGACACAUCUUCCCUUUCUCCCUCGAAAUUGGCGGCUCCCUACCUUCAAGCAUCUCCACUCCCGUUCUUGGCGGUGCCUCCGUCUCCUACAAACUAUACGCCGAAGCUUCACGACCACACAAACUCAAUUUCCCAUUCUCAUCCAACCUGCACCACACCGUACCCAUCACCCUCAUCCGCUCCUUUGCUCAAACCGCCCUCGAAUACCAACAGACGCUGGAAAUUGAGAACACAUGGCCAGGCAAGCUCAUGUACUCGAUCGUCCUACCACACAAAGCAUGGGCGCAAGGAGACACACUUGGCGUGCUCGUCAAGUUCAGUCCGACCGUGAAAGGUGUUGGGGUGCACAGCAUCCUGACGAAUGUGGAAGAAAAAACGAGGAUCUACGCAAGGAGUGGGGAGCGGGAGGACAAGAGAGUCGUGGCAAGUGCCAGGCACGAAAUCGUGGAUGGGAAAAGAGCGGUGUUAGUUGAGGCGACGAACAAACCAGCUCUUUGGAUAGGCCACGCAGCACCGCCACGAAGUCCACCGCCCUUGUCUCCUGUUGAGGAGGUGGAACGGGCCCUACAGCGCGAACGGGAAGAGAGUCUUCGUGCGUCCUCUUCAUCGUCCGGUCUCCGAUCACAAGAUUCGUUCGACACUUCGUCCUUUGACUCUGACGAUGUUUCCCCAAUCGCACCGACCGAUAUUGUUACCACCCUCUCCCUCCCCCUACCCUCGAAUUCUACCGCCAUGAUUCCAUCCCAUGCUCUCGAACCAGUAACGGUCUCGCACCGCGUUCGCUGGGCGAUCUAUAUCACCAAUCCCGACGGCCACAUCAGCGAACUCCGCUGCUCACUCCCAAUCAUCAUCAUGGACGGCCGCCUGUUGAAUGAAACAAGGAUGUACACCGCAUUCACGAGGAGAUCCGUGCUGUCGCCUGAAGGCAUGCUGGCAGGUGCGAUGGGAGCAGGUGGUGUACCUGGAUGGGAGGGUGACAACUUGCCUGGAAGCGAGAGGGAGCCUGGGGUGGAUGUGCUUGACCUUGAUGUCGAAGACCAGGAACUCCCGAGUUACCAUGCGCACGUCAGGGAUCGCGUCGCCAACAUGUAUCUCCCGGAGUCGUCCACACUGAGGGUCACAAACCCUUGGGUUAUCAAUGGAACGUCGCCAACAUCGCCAAUGAAUUCAGCUGCCGUCUCGAGGAAUGGGGAGGCAUCGAUGUCGCUUAUGAGCUUGACGGGGUUCGAAGAGGCCUCGUCAGGCAUGGCAGGCCCCGUUCCCCCUUCCGACGCCGAUGAGGGAGCUGAGAUGGGGGAGAUCCCUUCUGGGGACGCUCCCCGCGGCGCUGCGAUGUCACGGCCUGCAUCCUCGAGUUUGGGCCUUCCUCUUUCACGGACACAUUCCCGUCAAGGGUCUCUGCCUUCAGCUACUCCAUCCUCCCUCGCCGGACAUCGGUCCUCCUUCUCCUCGAGUCGAUUCGGCCUUCCCGGUUCCCGACCAAGGUCAGGCUACAACACACCACUCGAGCCAGCUCACGUCAUGGCCCACCUCCCUCAUGCACCGGGAAGCGGUGACAAUACCCCGUUGGAUUGGGUCAAUUCAGAGUUGUUGCUGAGUCUGAGCGAUGAACCUGGGAGGCGGUUUGAGAGGGAGAUCGAGUUGUCGAGAGGUGCUAGUGGGGCACAGAGUCUAGUUCCCAGUCGUCCGUCUUCUCCUGUGCAGGGGCAGUCGAGUUCAAGCUCCAGCCGUCCAGCGACCAGCCAGGGCAAGAGUGGUCUUGGCGGGUUCUUGAAGGGUGCGAUUAAAGGUCUUGGAUUCACCAAGGCACAUCGAGACGAUAGCGAACAUCGUUACGGCCAACCCUCUUCGUCUUCCCAGUCUACUGGUCCUCCCCUACCGCCCACCAGCAACACCCGGCAGUCAAGGCCUUCGAGUUCGAACGUUAUGCGCAUGGUCGCCUCCGCGCCUGUCUCCCCGAGGUUGAGGCCGAUAGCACUCGUCAACCCGGCAUCCCACCUUCCACGAACAGGUUCUAGCUCGUCCAUAUCCUCAUCGGUCUCGCCUCGUACCCCUAUAACCCCAUUGUCCCGUCCGGCAUCGCCCAACCAUCUCCGUGACUGCCCCUACCAAGGCGAACAACCCUACUGCCGAGAGAAUCGAGAUGAACAUCUGUUGCAUCGAGCGUUUACUGAGGUGCCGGAUUACUCGGUCGCAGCGAGGGGUUUCAUUGGAGGUGUUGCGCCUUUGAGCAGUUUGCUUGGGUUGCCGAGCUACGAGGAGGCGGCGAGGGAUAGGGAUAGGGAGCAGAGGAGAGUUCAUAGCGGGUGA